AUGGGUACUAAAUGUAGUUCAUCGAAAACAUCACAUAUUACUCCAUCAAUAAAUAUUUCCCAUAAUCAACUUAAAGAAUAUCAUAAAUUAACAAAUAUUCCUGAAAAUGAAAUUUUAAUAUAUUAUCGACAAUUUUUAAAUAUUAGUCCAACUGGACGAAUGACAUAUUCACAAUUUGAUAAUCAACUUAAAACAAUGGGUAUAACAAUGGAUGGAAGUAAAGCAAUAUUUAAAAUGAUUGAUAAAGAUAAUUCUGGACAAAUAUCAUUUCAAGAAUAUCUUCUUUCGAUAGUUACGUUUUCUCAGCAAUCACAACCUGAACAACAAUUAGGUGCUGUUUUCGAUACAUAUCAAGCACUAUCUCGACAAAGUAUUAAGCAAACAUCUAAUGAUUUACAUAUUCAAGGUAUGACAAAAAAUGAUAUUGAACAUAUGUUGAAACGAAUGCAUCCAGAUUUAUCGAAAGACGAUAUUGAAGAAUUAUCUAAUCGAUAUAUGGAUAGUGAUCAAAAUAAAAAUGGAUAUAUUAGUAAACAAGAAUUUAUUGCUGCAUGUAUGAAAAAUCCUAAACUUAUGGAACAAUUAGGACAUAAGAUUGUUAUUACUAAAAUUGAUACAAAUGAAAAUAAUGAAUAA
This is a messenger RNA of Adineta steineri, 636 nucleotides long. The record is from the annotation of a GenBank genome assembly. Lineage: Eukaryota; Metazoa; Rotifera; Eurotatoria; Adinetida; Adinetidae.